Messenger RNA from Penicillium paradoxum, 1572 nucleotides. RefSeq names its product putative MFS multidrug transporter. Gene Ontology annotation, cellular component: membrane. Lineage: Eukaryota; Fungi; Ascomycota; Eurotiomycetes; Eurotiales; Aspergillaceae. Bases 1 to 1572 code for a protein of 523 amino acids. Gene Ontology annotation, biological process: transmembrane transport. The transcript has 3 exons. The record is from RefSeq and is a predicted model, not a curated record. Gene Ontology annotation, molecular function: transmembrane transporter activity.
AUGGGCGCAUCAGAGGCUCCUGGCAAGAGCGAUGAGGCCAUGCCACACGAUCCGGGGCCGACCAGCAUAGAUGAAGAAAUCUUCGAUCUCGAAAAGCUAGGAAGAGAACGCCCAAAAUGCUUCCAAAGCGCCUGGACUGAAAUAUCAUUUUGUCUCUCAAUUUUCAUGUCCCAAAUCCUUGCAGAAUACUACAUCUCAGGCUCAAAUGUUCUCCUUCCAACGCUCGUCAAAGAGCUCGACCUCCCCGAAGCCUCUGCAAUAUGGCCGUCUACCGCAUUAUCGCUGGUCGUCACCUCGACGCUCCUCAUUUUCGGUAGGCUGACUGACAUGUUCGGCGGAUAUCUCAUCUACAGCGGGGGCGCUAUCUGGCUCACCAUAUCCUCGAUUCUAUGCGGUGUCUCGCAGACAUGGCUGAUGUUGAUCAUCUGCCGAGCGUUGCAGGGCUUUGCUCUAGCCGCGUUUCUGCCCUCUGGAAUCAUGGUUCUUGGCAGUACCUACAGACCGGGGCCCCGGAAGAACAUCAUCUUCAGUAUCUACGGAGCAUGUGCCGCACUGGGUUUCUUCGUCGGUAUCUUCUUUUCCGGGCUUUGCGGUGAAUAUCUCACCUGGAGAUGGUACUUCUUUUUCGGAGCGAUCCUGUCGGCUAUAACAUCCGCGCUAUCACUUUUCUCCAUUCCGCGUGACUAUUCUGAGACGAGGAAUUUAGGCGUUCAGAUGGAUUGGCCUGGUGUCUGUCUUUCCAUCCCGGCGGCAGUGCUCAUUGUGUUCGCUAUCGCGGACAGUUCAUAUGCCCCACAAGGAUGGAGGACGCCAUAUAUUCCUCUUUUCCUUGCUCUUGGGCUGAUUUGCCUCGGAGGCAUGGUUUAUGUGGAAGGAUGGGUCGUGAAGAAUCCCCUGCUCCCUGGUGAUAUUUUCCGACUUAAGUAUAUGCUACCUCUCACGAUCGCGUUGUUCUUCCUAUACGGCACAUUGGGCAUAUUCCUCCUAUAUGCGGUUCUUUACAUGUCCGAGUUCAUGGGUGCUUCUCCGAUGCAAAUCGUGGCAUGGGCUGUGCCUAUGGGAGUUGGUGGUCUCAUCCUCUCAGUUGGAGGAGGGAUGAUCUUCCACAAAGUCCCGGGAACAAUCCUGAUGUUGAUAUCAUGCCUCGGCUACGUGGGAUCUGGAUUAUUCUUCGCCGUUAUCCCUCUUGGUGGCAACUACUGGGCUUUCGUGUUCCCGGCGAUGAUAUGCGGCACCGUCGGCAUUGACAUUAGCUUCAAUGUCGCCAAUGUCUUCAUCACAACAAAUUUGCCAAAAGCAAGACAAGGCCUUGCGGGUGCGUUGAUCAACUGCACCUUGCACAUGGGAAUUGCUGUCUUGCUUGGUUUUGCCGAUAUUGUUCACACGCAGACGUCCAACUUGGGUCCUCGACGUAGCUACAAAGCUGUCUUUUGGUACCAAACUGGAUUGGCUAUAUUUGGAUUUUUGAUUGUCCUUUUCUUCGUGCGGAUCCGGGAGGCCAAGAGUGAGCUUACGCUGGACGAAAGGGAAGCAUUGGCAGCCGAGGAAAAUGGCAGAACGGGGGAUGUCUGA